AUAACCCAGCACUUCCUUUGUCCUAGAUUUCCUGAGAUUCUCAUCCAUAUAGAAGUACAUUAAGGCAGGUUCUUUGCUCGUGGAGGAUGAGGUAAUAUUUACAUGACUGGUAGAAAAGAGAGAAGGUUUCAUUGGCUCUGCUGCUGUUUACCAGGCCCAUUGUUAGGGCAACAUGUCACCCAUGGAGACAGAAACAAACCCAACAGCACUUGGCAAUAAAGACACAUGCAUGCUGUAUCAGGCUGCUUGGAAAAUACAGUAGCUGCAAUAUCACUUUCACUUGCAAGACUGGUAUGGGAUUUAGGAACAAAGGUGGCAAUUUGCACCUGAACAUCCAACGUUUUCCUGGCUCCCCAAGCUACGUCAGUCCAUCCCAUUUUGGAUUAGGGCUACUGAAAGCAGCCUGCCAUUGCCGCAUCAUCUGGAAAGGUUUUCAGCAGAAAUGUUUGUAACUGUGCUUCAUGGUGAAAACAGGGCAGACAUUUUUAACAUUCACUGUGAAGUCCAGCGUCUUCUAGAUGGUAUCAAACGCCGCUGUGGCUGUGAGGACGAAGACGAUAUAGAGUUAGCAGACGAGAGCGGCCAGGUGAAGAAUUUACUCCAGAACAAGCAGCGCUCUGCAACUGAGCUUCUGGGGGAACGUGAGGCCUACGUGCUCCUGGGUGUUACAAGAGGUGAAAGGCCUUCCAUGAGAGUAUUUACACCUCUGUUGAAAGAUGAGUCCGUCAUUAAUGCUAAGUUCCUAGCUAAGCUAGAGAGUUGGCAAGAGCGCAAAGUCCCCUCUCCGAGAGUAAAAUCCAGAAAGACCCACAAAAAAGCAACCUUGGAUAUCCCAGCUGCUGAAGGCUUAAGGAAUCAUUCACCUCAUGGCAGCAGAACAAGGACACCUGUUGCUUCUCCGAAACAAAGCAGAAAAUUAUGAUCUCUUGUUGGAUCUGAAUUCGGAAUCUGUUCCAGUUUCUGGAAAUGCACCUGUUAUGUAUGUUCCUGAGUGUCCCCUGCUCUGAGCUUGAGUCCACAUAACAAGGGACACCAGGAUUCUGAAGCCUGCAUUGUGAUUUGCUGCCUUGGCACAAAACAGCCAAUCAGGUUUGAGGUGGGUGUUGCCAGGGGCUGGCUGAAGUGUAUAUAAAUCAGAUCCUGUUCUCUGUUUCCCUCAAUCUGUUCCUGAUGUCUCACUAAAGUCUGUAAGCUGAA
Molecule: messenger RNA, 1197 nt
Organism: Lacerta agilis (Sand lizard)
Lineage: Eukaryota; Metazoa; Chordata; Lepidosauria; Squamata; Lacertidae
Exons: 7
Coding region: 443-922 (159 amino acids)
Source: RefSeq, a predicted model, not a curated record